AGUGUAGUGUUUUUGUGUUUUUAGGUUAGACAUUACAGAAGUCAUAAUAAGUUCAUUGAUAAAUAAACAAAAAUUAUCUUCAAAUUCAAAAUUGAUUGGGAUGUCAUAUUAUGGGAAAAAUAAAUAAUAAUAGUAAACAUGGAUUUAAUGGAAUUUAAAGACACAAAAUGUACUCCCGAUACUAUUUAUCCUUAUCCGGCUGAUAUAAGAGACAAUUCUGUACCAAUUGUAAUUGAUAAUGGAUCAUAUCUGUGUAGGGUAGGAUGGUCCAUCAAUGAUUCUCCCUUAUUACAAUUCAAAAAUGUAAUUGCAAAACCUCGCAAAGAAAGACUAAAAAAAGAUAAUGUGGAAACUCCUCCAAAUCCACAAUUACAAAUUGGAAAUGAUAUAGUUAAUAUUGAAGCUGUAAGAUUUCAACUAAAAACUCAAUUUGAUCGUAAUGUUGUAACUCAUUUUGAGGCUCAGGAGCAUUUGUUUGAUUACACUUUUACACAUUUAGGAAUUGAUACUGAAAAUCGUGUGAAUCAUCCUAUAGUGUUAACAGAAGCAUUUUUAAAUCCAAAUACCUCAAGACAAUUGAUGUCGGAGUUAUUGUUUGAGUGUUAUGAAGUACCUGGGAUAUCGUAUGGUGUCGAUGCUCUUUUUUCUUAUCACUAUACCCAACCAGAGCCUUUAAAAGAUGCAUUAAUAGUAAAUCUAGGAUAUCAGACAUGUCAUAUUAUUCCAGUGAUAAACAACUACACUGUUUUUGAAAACACUAGGAGACUGAACAUUGGUGGGUGGAGCAUAGUGACAUUUUUGCAUAGAAUAUUACAACUGAAAUAUCCUGCCCAUGCAACUGCCAUUACUUUGAGUAGAGCCGAAGAAUUAUUGCAUGACAUAUGUGCAAUAGCACCUGAUUACAAAGAAGAAUUGGCAAAAUGGACCAGUACUGAAUACUAUGAACAGAAUAUUAAAAAAAUUCAGUUACCGUAUACUACUAUAAGCAGCAAUACGUUAACAUUGGAGCAACAAAAAGAACGCAAGCGCGAAUUAGCCAGACGAUUGACAGAAAUAAACGCUAGAAAACGCGAAGAACGGCUUGCAGAAGACCAAGAGAAGUUGAGACAGUUCCAAGAAGUCCAAGAAAUUAUCGAUUUUGGUGCUGAAAAAGAAGAAAUUGAGCAUAUUUUGGCGGAGUACGAACUAAAAAGUGUACAAGAUUUACAAAAAGCCGUAGCCAAUCUAAAUGUAAGAAUUGAAAAAACGAAACAGAAAAUUUUGGCUGCCAACAGUGUAGAAGAUGUUGAGGAACCACCUGUGAAACAAGCCAAAUAUUCAAAGAUGGUUUUCGAAAGUGAUAGUGCACUGCACUCAUAUUUAGAAAACGCCAAGAAAAUGAGACAAGAAAUCAUUACCAAAAAAUUGAUACGGAAACAAAGACGACAAGAUAUAUUUAAACGAAGAACUGCUGCAGGUCAAGAAAGAAUGAGAAUUAUAUCACAGUUAGCCAGAAAAGAAAAGGGUAACGAUGAUUUUGGUCUACGGGAUGAAGAUUGGGAUAUCUAUAAAACUAUCAGCAAAGAUGGUGGAGAUUCCGAUAGUGAAGCAGAAAAUGAAAAGCUUCUUGAACUAGAAGAAAUAUUACGAACACACGAACCAUCACAAUUCGAAGAAGGUAUGAACGUUGGAGAAAUGCACCAACUUCACAUCGGUAUUGAGCGUUUCAGAGCUCCAGAAUUAAUAUUUAAACCCUAUAUGUCAGGUUCGUCCGAAGCUGGUCUUUCAGAGAUUAUAGGAUAUGUGUUAUCGUUAUUCAGUGAACAAGAUCAGUUAAAGUUAUCCGCAAAUGUAAUAGUCACAGGAGGACUAGCUUCAUUGAAGGGAUUGAAAGGACGACUGUUAAACGAUCUUAUAUCAAUAAGGCCAUUUAAAUCUGUGGUUAACGUGAAUAUUAUGGAGAACUGUAGUUUAACUGCAUGGCAUGGGGCUAAAGAGUUUGCAAGAAGGGGAGACUAUUCCAACUAUUUGUUAACUAAAAAAGAAUAUCAAGAAUAUGGUCCUGAAUAUUUCAAGACACAUAUGGCCUCUAAUAUUUAUUACCCAACUCCUAAAGAAGUCACAAUAGAUGUAGAGUAAAUUAAAUAGAUAUUGAGGUAACAGUUUUAAACAGAAAUAAGAAGUAAUAAUUUUAGUAUAGAAAAUAAAUUAAUAAAUAAAACUAAAACUUU
Messenger RNA from Diabrotica virgifera virgifera (western corn rootworm), 2210 nucleotides. It is a transcript of the gene Arp5, whose product is annotated as actin-related protein 5. Bases 139 to 2118 code for a protein of 659 amino acids. Gene Ontology annotation, cellular component: Ino80 complex; cytoplasm. Lineage: Eukaryota; Metazoa; Arthropoda; Insecta; Coleoptera; Chrysomelidae. Gene Ontology annotation, biological process: regulation of DNA-templated transcription. The record is from RefSeq and is a predicted model, not a curated record. The transcript is spliced from 7 exons.